AUGACUGUUGAACAACCAACUACUUAUCAAAGACAAAAAGUUUUAUUAUUAGGCGCUACCGGUUUCAUUGGUGGUGAAAUCCUUUACAAAUUGUUAACUUUACCUCAAUUUGAAAAACUUGAUAUCACUAUCUUGACUAGAUGUUAUGAAAAAGCUAGAAAAAUCCAUUCAACUACUCAAGGUAGAGUUAGACCAAUUGUUGGUUCUGUCCGUGAUGUGUUUUUAAUGCAUCAUGAAUUCCAAAGAGCUGAUAUUGUUAUCAAUGCUAAUGGUGUUGAUAGUAUUAGAUGUGCUAAGUACUUAUCAAAAGUUGCUUCAAAGGUUAGAAAACCAUAUUUAAUCUUGCACACUUCAGGCGCUUCAACUAUUUCUGCCACUAAAGGUGCAUCAGACAGAGUUUUCUCUGAUUUGGAAAACAAUAAUGAAAUUGUUCAUACUCCAGUUGAUGAAAUCAUCUUAGGUAUUGAAGAGAGAAAUCCAAAAUUUGUUAAAACCGUUAUUGUUUCACCUCCAACCAUCUUUGGUAGAAAUGAUGGAUUCAUUAGAAGAGAAGCUGUUUCAAUCCCAAAAUUGGUUAAAUUAGCCAUGAAGAACAAACAAGCUUUCACUGCUUAUUCAGGUGAUUACCAUUUAUCUCAUGUUCACAUCAAUGACUUAGCUGAUUUAUACGUUAUGUUGUUGGAACAUUUAUUGGUUGGUAAUAACAUCAAGACUGGAAGAGAAGGUUAUUACUUUGCAGAGAAUGGUGUUCAUGAUUGGAAAGAUAUAAGUGCUCAAAUUGGGAAAUUGUUGAAACAGAAAGGUUUGGUUAAAACUGAAGAAGUUGCACAAUUACAACCUGAACAAAUUCAAAAAUUGGCUAAUGAUGAAACUGCUCCUUAUUACUGGGGUACUAAUGCUGUUACCAAAGCUGAUUUAGCUAGAUCUUAUGGAUGGCAACCAAAAUUCACUACUGCUGAUUUGUUGAAUGAUCUUGAAACAACAGUUGAUCAUAUUGCCCUUCAAGAAAAUUACUAA
Messenger RNA from Hansenula anomala, 1017 nucleotides. RefSeq names its product NAD-dependent epimerase/dehydratase family protein. The record is from RefSeq and is a predicted model, not a curated record. The transcript has a single exon. Lineage: Eukaryota; Fungi; Ascomycota; Saccharomycetes; Phaffomycetales; Wickerhamomycetaceae. Bases 1 to 1017 code for a protein of 338 amino acids.